Molecule: messenger RNA, 1104 nt
Organism: Penicillium subrubescens
Lineage: Eukaryota; Fungi; Ascomycota; Eurotiomycetes; Eurotiales; Aspergillaceae
Product: zinc-dependent alcohol dehydrogenase
Exons: 4
Coding region: 1-1104 (367 amino acids)
Molecular function (GO): oxidoreductase activity
Source: RefSeq, a predicted model, not a curated record
AUGGCGACUGUCGAUAUCCCUACGAAGCAAAGGGCUGCUAUCUACGACCAGCCUGGUACUAUCUCAACUAAGGUUGUGGAGAUCGAUGUGCCCGAGCCUGGUGCUGGCGAGGUUCUCAUUAACCUGACUCAUUCCGGCGUAUGCCACUCUGACUAUGGAAUCAUGACCAACACCUGGAAAAACCUACCAUACCCAACUCAACCCGGUCAAGUUGGAGGCCAUGAAGGUGUCGGCAAGAUCGUCAAGCUUGGUGCAGGCACCGAGUCCUCUGGUCUGAAGAUUGGCGAUCGAGUCGGUAUCAAAUGGGUCGCCAGUGCUUGCGGAAACUGCCAGCCCUGUGGAGCGGGAGCCGACGGACUGUGCUUCAAGCAGAAGGUCUCAGGCUACUACAGCCCAGGAACGUUCCAACAGUACGCACUAGGACCAGCCAACUAUGUGACACCGAUUCCCGAUGGCCUGGACUCCGCCGAGGCAGCACCAAUGCUCUGCGCUGGUGUGACGGUCUAUUCAGCUUUGAAGCGUAGUAACGCACGCCCUGGACAAUGGGUCAUCAUCUCCGGCGCUGGUGGUGGCCUCGGCCAUAUUGCAGUGCAACUCGCAAGCCGAGGAAUGGGUCUUCGCGUCAUUGGAAUCGACCACGGCAGCAAGGCCGAGCUUGUUAAGGAGUCUGGGGCAGAACACUUCGUCGACAUUACACAGUUCCCCAAGGACGACAAGGGUGUCGCCUUGCAGAAACACGUCCAAUCACUAACGGAGGGACUGGGUGCCCACGCUGCCAUUGUCUGCACGGCUGCAAACGCAGCGUAUGCCCAGGCUUUGCCGCUGCUGCGCUUUAAUGGCACCCUUGUUUGUGUUGGAAUGCCCGAGCAUGACCCACAGCCGAUUGCGACUGCGUUCCCAACUUCUUUUGUUAAUAAGCAAUAUACAAUCACCGGCUCUGCGGUCGGAAAUCGCCAUGAAGCGGUCGAGACAUUGAAAUUUGCUUCUCGCGGCAUAAUUAAGGCUCAUUACCGGGUUGAGAAGAUGGAUGCUCUAACCUCAGUAUUCCAGGAGAUGGCUGAAGGUAAGGUUCAAGGGCGUGUUGUUUUGGAUCUGUCAGACUAA